Priapulus caudatus is the source of this 716-nucleotide messenger RNA. RefSeq lists its product as uncharacterized. Lineage: Eukaryota; Metazoa; Priapulida; Priapulimorpha; Priapulimorphida; Priapulidae. Gene Ontology annotation, biological process: regulation of synaptic transmission, cholinergic; positive regulation of voltage-gated potassium channel activity; sleep. The annotation marks the transcript as partial. The transcript has 2 exons. The record is from RefSeq and is a predicted model, not a curated record.
CGACAAUGAAUCAACCCAGCUACGAGUGCUACGCAUGCGCGUGGACGGGAGGUUUUCGAGCAGGCAGAUGCGUACUCCGCGAUGCAACGAUCCAUUCUCCGCGCAAGCGUCCACCAUCGCUCAAAGACUGCUUCGGGCCUGCUCAAAGUCGCGUCUGCAAUACAACGAUGGACAGAUCGUCGUGAUACGCGCGUGUCAUGACAAGGAGUUUAACGACACGCGCGAGGUGUGUCUGCAGGACUCGCUCGACUACAACGAAGCGUACAGCGUCGAGUCGUGCACAUGCUUCAGCGACGCCUGCAACGACGCCGCAUCACUGCGCCAGAGGGCGCCACUCGUCUUCGCCGCCAUGUUGGCUCUCGGUGCCGCCUCGUGGCGCUGCCUCUGACCGUGGAGAAUCUGACGUCGCAUCUCACCGCCAGGUGGCACUGUCAUCACCCCACGCAAUGGAAGAUGGGGGCAUAGGCGAUGAUGUAGAAUUUGUUUGAACACGAAGAAAGUGAUAUUGAUAUUACAAGUAAACUACGAUAAUACUAGUGCACCCUCCCUCGGUAGUUCAUCAAGGAAGCCAGUCCUCCCUGAUUCCCUGGUUUCCAACCCAUAUCAUUGAACCCAUCUAUAAAGUAAAUACGUAUAUAUUAUCAAGAGUCCAUCAUAGAAAAUUUUCUUUUCGAAAAUUCUAGUUGAAAUUUUUUUAUUAUGGACUCUUCUAUGGA